GGGUGUCGGACAGGGUAUUUACCCAAAUGUCCGUGGUGAAGGGCAUGGCAAUGACAAUAAGACCUUAGUCCGCGGGAAUGUUUGACGUCCAAUCAUAAUGUCCACGGAAGGAUUUCUUAUAGACUUAAGAUCUGUUAGACCAUGAAUCACGUUGGUUUGAAUGUGGUGUUAAAAUUUGCUACGUACGAACAGAUUUACAGUCCAUCUUUUUAUCGCCAAAGAUGGUAACAACUGGUAUUUCCAGUACUUCGGACAUUGUUUUGAAGUAGGUUGUGAAGACAGCGCAGUUUCUCACUUAGAUUAGUAAUAAGUAACAGACAAUCUAAAAUUUGUUUGCGACUUCAUUAUAGACUGUAAAGAAGUCAAUAGAAACUUCCUUUUAUCAAAUAUCAUUACUUUCUAAUUUUUUUUUAUUAACAACAUUUAUGUAGAUACCAUUAUCAUUGAUCAUUGUUUUCUAUUCCAUGGACAAAAUAUUCAUUUUGAGCAAGGGCCGGAAGUUCCAGCGAUCAGCAUUCAAUAACAAGUAAUGCGAAAUCGCACAUCAGAACAUGAACAUUGUAGUUCUCGGAGAUUUCCACUUCCUGUGGGAGGUUGUAAAAUGCAUCCUACUUGCAUUUUGUUCGUCAUCUCUCAGCACGGGGUCCCUCUCCUUCCUUAAAGACCUUGUGGACAGGAAACCUUUGGAUGGAAGAGGAACCAACUUCAAUGUGCUGGAUGAAUUCCUCCACCAUGUCCACAGUGCCAGUUUGACGGCAGCAUUGCUGACACACUUGCAGAUGGCAUCCACAGCAGAUGACUACAGGGCUGAGGAUAGCAUCGAAGACAUCGCCAAGUCUUUCCUACGAGCAUUUGUUUGGAAAAAGAAACAGGAGAGCACAGCUGACGACUCCAUCUACUCCCUGUCCACAUCUCUGCUGUAUCACCUGAUGCUGUACGUUGACCUCCGCCAGUCCAUAAGGUAUAAGAACGGGGCUGCCAUCAUUGCCCACUGGCGAUACUGGCUGCCAACAUUGCUGGGAACAGGUCGGAGUCAGUACAGCUCAGAGGCUGCCAACCUUUUGGCAAACCUGGCAUCAGACUGGUCUGAGGAGAUGGCUGCACUUGCCACCAACAACCGAACUGUGAACCUCCAUGGGAGGGAGGGCCAUGGAAAACCCAUAGAUAUGCUGGUGGAGCAUUACAACAAGAUUCUCAAGACAGUCCUGAAGAGAUCAGGUGGCCAUCUGUCAUGCAAACAUGCAAAAGAAGUGUCUCUAGCCAUUCCGCUGUUGGAUGAGGCACGGAGAUUUUGCAGGGAGCUGUUUGGAACCAAGCAGACCGUGGGGCAUACAUCGCCAUCUGCUGAGAAGGACAUCAGAAUCAUGAUGGAUCGGCUAGUACAAGGUAACGUGUUUGGUGUGGUCCCAGGAAGGCGCCUUUUCUUGGGAUCAAAGUUCGAAGACCCAGUGACAAAGGGUUUCCAGAAGAUUACCGAAGGAAAGUGGUUGGAGCAGUUCCUACAGAAAAGAAACAUUUUGGAAUGUGACGCAGACACGCAGGCCAAUACUGAUGAUGAUGUCCCGGACACAGAUGUUUUGAUCGAUGAAUAACUGAAUGUUUUGACCAUUUUGACUAUGAUUACCUGUUCACAUUUGUAAUAUCCCUCAGAACUGGCCUCCUGUUUUUCUUAUUCGGUUUCUCAGGGAUGAGUCUGUCAAUUGUUGCUAUGAUUGUUUAGAGAUAAUGUUCUGACAUUCCUGUAAUGCAUUUGACCAUUUUAAGGUCCUCAGAUGUAUGAAUAGUGUGACAGUCGGUCUUAAUUCUUUCUACUGUAUCAUCAGACAUGAUCCCGCAUGGUCCAAUCAACAAGAGUUCUGGACGUUGUUCACACCAUUCAUCACGAAGCAUUAGCAGCUCUGCUUCUAGUCUGUCUUCAUUGUCUGUGUCCUGUCUCCGCUUGGGUCGGGGUCGCCUUCUCUUUGUGUUGUUUUCUGUGCCCUCACUCGUAUCUGCUGUAAAUAUGCAGUCCUGAUCUUCAGUGUUGUGCACAGAGCAGCACCUUUCAUGCAGAUCUGGCGCCUCCUGUCCCAAGUGGUUCAAAAUUGCCUUCCUUGGGCAGUCAGCCUUGUAGAUGUCUUUCAUUGGACCAUGUGUGGUGUUGUCUGCCUUGUUGAAGAAUAGGACUGCAUGGGCGGGGUCCCCUCUUCUUCCUGCCCUACCUAUUUGCUGAAGGUCAAAUGAUUGUGUCAAUAAGACAGAUGUUCACUAUGAUUAGAUACAUAAUUGCCCUAUGCAAUUAGCCAAUACAUUUGACCUAACAUU
Branchiostoma floridae (Florida lancelet) is the source of this 2304-nucleotide messenger RNA. RefSeq lists its product as uncharacterized. The record is from RefSeq and is a predicted model, not a curated record. The transcript is spliced from 6 exons. NCBI's taxonomy places the organism in Eukaryota, Metazoa, Chordata, Leptocardii, Amphioxiformes, Branchiostomatidae. The coding region runs from base 552 to 1592 and encodes 346 amino acids.